AUGGUCGACCAAACGCUUGCCGGCAGAAUUGCCCUUGUGUCCGGCGCCGAUUCUGGAAUCGGCGCCGCGAUCGCCUCGGAGCUGUCCGCUCGCGGAGCAAGUGUCGUUAUUAACUAUCCCUUCCCAUCAUUGCGUGCCAAGGCCGAAGCGCUGGCGCGCAAUCUACCCACACGCAGCAUCGCAGUCGAAGCCGACCUGUCCACCGUAACCGGACCACAGAACCUCGUAAACAGCGCGGUCGCCGACUACGGAAAGCUCGACAUUGUAGUCAACAACGCUGCACUGGCCAUCAAUCUACCGUUUGAGGAGCAAACGCUCGAGCACUGGGACCAGCUCGUCAAUCUCAACGGACGGGGCGUGUUUCUUCUCACGCAGGCUGCACUGAAGCACUUGACAAGGGGCUCUGGACGCAUCAUCAACAUCGUGAGUGUCUCGUCACGAGGUCCGCCGCCAAUGCAGACGCUGUAUGCUGGUACAAAAGGAAUGGUCGACUCGUUUACCAAGGUUUGGGCUAAGGAGUUGCCGCCGAAGUAUGGCUGCACUGUAAACGCUGUAUCGCCGGGCCCUACCAUGACGGAGGGUUUUCGGAAUGCGGGAGAGGAAGUGAUGAGGAUCCUUCAACCGACUAUUGAUGCAACGCCGGUGGCGAAGAGGAUGGCGGAUCCUACCGAGAUUGCGUAUGCGGUCGGGUUUCUGUGUGAAGAGAGGGCGAGAUGGGUCAACGGGGAGCACUUGUUUGUUAACGGAGGUCUUUUCAUAGACUAA
Coniosporium apollinis CBS 100218 is the source of this 765-nucleotide messenger RNA. RefSeq names its product 3-oxoacyl-[acyl-carrier protein] reductase. NCBI's taxonomy places the organism in Eukaryota, Fungi, Ascomycota, Dothideomycetes. Bases 1 to 765 code for a protein of 254 amino acids. The record is from RefSeq and is a predicted model, not a curated record. The transcript has a single exon.